Molecule: messenger RNA, 3376 nt
Organism: Colius striatus (speckled mousebird)
Lineage: Eukaryota; Metazoa; Chordata; Aves; Coliiformes; Coliidae
Gene: CIRBP
Product: cold inducible RNA binding protein
Exons: 7
Coding region: 107-634 (175 amino acids)
Biological process (GO): positive regulation of mRNA splicing, via spliceosome
Cellular component (GO): spliceosomal complex
Molecular function (GO): RNA binding
Source: RefSeq, a predicted model, not a curated record
GCGGGGCGCGGGCGCUUAUAAGCCGCCGCCCCGGCAGCCUCAGCGUACAUCGCGCUGAAGCUUUGAAGUGCUGUGCGGACCCCGCAGCGCCAAGCCACCGGUCAGAAUGGCAUCAGAUGAGGGAAAGCUCUUUGUCGGUGGGCUGAGUUUUGACACCAACGAGCAGUCAUUGGAACAAGUCUUCUCUAAAUACGGACAGAUUUCGGAAGUUGUUGUGGUGAAAGACAGAGAGACUCAGAGAUCCAGAGGUUUUGGCUUUGUUACUUUUGAAAACAUAGAUGAUGCUAAAGAUGCAAUGAUGGCCAUGAAUGGAAAGUCUGUAGAUGGACGUCAGAUCAGAGUCGAUCAGGCUGGGAAAUCCUCAGAGAACAGAUCUCGUGGCUACAGAGGAGGCUCUUCUGGGGGCAGAGGCUUUUUCCGUGGGGGCAGAGGUCGGGGCCGUGGCUUCUCCAGAGGAGGUGGAGAAAGAGGCUAUGGUGGAAGCAGAUUUGAUUCCAGAAGUGGAGGAUAUAACGGCUCCAGAGAUUACUAUAAUAGCAGCAGGAGUCAAGGUGGUUAUGGAGACAGGUCUUCAGGAGGCUCCUACAGAGACAGCUACGACAGUUACGGUAAGUCCUGGUUCAACUGGGAAUGAUGCAGUACGUGUUGCUGUAGAAACUCUCUUUAAACCUUUCUGUCCCUCUCCUUGAGUCUGGAAAUCAGGCUCAGUUGGACUUUUUUACCUCCUAUUUCUGCUCUUUGCCCCCCCGUUUAGAACCAAAUGUGUGAGGCUUUUGGACGUUGGCCGUGCCGGUUUUAAGUUUCUAGUUUGUAAUGCAUGUGUAGGAGUUGCUUGGAUCUAAAGCCAAAAAAAAAAAGCAAGUUGGUUUCCUUUUAAAACCCAUUCCUGGAGCUCGAGACUAAGCUGAAACUCGGAUGCCUUUUAACAACCAUUAAUCAGAGAAAAAAGGGUGGGGGAAAAAAGUUCUCUUUACUCUGUAGCACAACUAGCAAAGUAGCAUUCUGAAAGUAAUGCAAGGGAGUAAAAUGCUGGAACUUGUCUAUGCUUCAGUGCCUUUACAAUUGUGCCUGCUUCUUGUCCUCAGCUACACACAACGAGUAAAAAUCCUUCCUGACUCAAGAUCGUCCUUCCAAUGGCUGUAUUUAUAAAGAUUUUUGGAGCUUCGCUGAGAUGGUUAUUGUGUAGUACAUCUGACUCGUAUUUUCACUUUUGUAGUAUUAUCAGUUCUAAUCUUGUCAUAAACACAGCCUGACAGCUUCUGAAAAAAAAAACAAACACAAACCAAGAUGGGCUGCUUAGACUUUUCUUUUUGAAGAGAGCUCUGCUUUCCAAGUGGUUUUAAUCUCUUUUGAUUUUUGAAAGCACUUCACAUUUUAUUUUACUCUUCAUGAUGAGCCGAGGUUGUUGGUGGUUUUUUUUUCCCCCCCUUCAAUGGUGAAGUUGGGGCCCCAACUCGGUUUCUUUUGAGAUAGAAAGGACCUUGAAUUCAAUGUUCACUGGAAGCUGAACAAGCUGUGGACUCUCUUUUUUUUUUUAAGUGCAUUACCUUCGUCUUUUGUAACAUUCCUUUAGUGUAGCAAGGUAGGAAUGCAGCCUGGGUACAAAUUGGAAGGCAAACCACCUUGAUAUAUCUAAAGAGAAACUUUUGCUUGUAUGUUCAAACCUGCAUAUAACGGUAUUUUUACUGUUGUAAUGAUGUAAAUUACCCAGAAAUAGACUUGCAAACUUACCAUAAAAGAGGUUCUUGAAAAUGUUUAUUUAUAUUGUCCUUUUUUACUGGAAGAAAUGAUGCAUAUUCCAUUGCUAUUGUAUUUGAAAGUGGUAAAGGAUUCUUGUAUAACACUUUUCUUUUGGCUUUACGAAGCCUAUUAAAAGACCGUCUGAAAUGAACUCUGCUCCUGACAUUUACAUUUCAUUGCACAACACAACCCUUGAAGAUGAAGAAAGAACAGUCUUUUUAAGUGCUAGAGGACAGAGAGAGAAGACUAAAAGGCUAGUGAUAGCCCAAGAGCGAGCCAGACCUUCUUGACCAGUUGGUAGAAUUGAAUCUGGAUCGGUCUUGACACGUGAAUUUCCUCAACGUGACUUUCACAUAACGGUGAAAACAGUCCAAAAACCAAACUUGUUUAGAGGCAGAGGACUGAAAGUAUAAACCUGAGGGUGUUGUGGUACUGGCAGCCUGAGUCAGGAGCGGAGGGAAGGCUGGAGUUAGGGUUGGAUGACUGAUUUGUUGCCUUAAACACUGCCGUAGCCUACAUUGCCAAGCUGGAGUGAAGAAUCAGUCCUUGAGUAACUGGACUGAGUUUUUUAGCUUGCCAGGAGUGUUGAAUGGGAGGUGCAUUGCCAUGAUUAGCUAGCUUUGUCAUUGCCUUACAAGUUCUAAGAAUUCUUUGCUAGCAUAUGGAAACUGCAGUGUCCUUGGAGAAAAGAAGUGUUGUGCCUCCAACAGAAACCUCUGAGACGAAAGCUGCUCUCUUGGCUAGUUCAUAUGUGGAAAUAGUCCUGUAAUUCGAGGUAACUCCUUUUGCUCAUGUCCGCAUCCUUCCUCUUGUUGAGAGCUCAUUUUGAAAGUCUAAUGUACCUGUGAAAAUAUUCCUUUUGAACAAUUUUGGUCAACUGGUGGAAAAAUUGUAACCCAUGCCGUAUGCAACCUUUGGCUUGUGGCACAACUUGAGUUCCACAGAUCAGAGUUGGGCAUGCAGUCAUGUCUUGCUAGUAGGUAUGGAAGCAAGAUGGGAAACGAAUUCCCUGACUUGAUAUGUGUUCAUCUAUUGAGAAUCUUCCUAGACUUCAUUAAGUUGCUCACUUUAAUUGUAGCUUUCUUUGCCAUCCUACUUGUUGCCAUUAACUUUUUCCCAUAGCCCACACUUCCUAAGCAGCCAUGUCAAAGUGGUUAACUCUCUGCUUAGGGAUCAAAUGAUACAUUGGCUGGAGUUUCAAAGGCAUCAGCCGGCCCUGGAACAAACAGUUUUCCCAGACUGUGCUUCUGUGGUGUGAUGGGUUCAGCGAAUGGCUUGUGAAACCCUCGUAUCUGAUGUGACCUGUCUUGUGGGGGGAGGUGGGUGGCAUUGGAGAAAAGCCUCCCUUUGAUACUUUUAUUAAUGCAUCUUUGCUUUGGCAGGCUGAAGAGAAAAAGGACACUGCACGUGGAACCUGAAGUGGGGGGAUCCUGAGGAAGGGAGAGCGUUGGUGCCAAGGAAGCUGGACCCAACACACAGAUUUGCCAACCAGCCGUGAAGACCGAGGAGGGGAACAGCCAUUGACUGCAGUGUGGUGGAGAUGAAGAGCUCUGAGCACUGUUGCUGAGUUCUGUCUAGGUCAAUUGAAGAAGGAGAUAAUUAAGCUAGAAUAAACUGCUGGAAUGUGGAAAAAAAA